Archocentrus centrarchus (flier cichlid) is the source of this 4759-nucleotide messenger RNA. It is a transcript of the gene fkbp15b, whose product is annotated as FKBP prolyl isomerase family member 15b. Gene Ontology annotation, cellular component: growth cone. The coding region runs from base 115 to 3747 and encodes 1210 amino acids. The record is from RefSeq and is a predicted model, not a curated record. Lineage: Eukaryota; Metazoa; Chordata; Actinopteri; Cichliformes; Cichlidae. The transcript is spliced from 30 exons. Gene Ontology annotation, molecular function: peptidyl-prolyl cis-trans isomerase activity.
UCAACACAAUCAGGAAGGGGAAGUCGUAGACCAGACAUGUAAAACAGCUAAUAUAUUUUUUUGUGCGUUUGUUUUAUUUAAUAGGCCAAGGUUUCAGGCUUCAGGCUUUAUAAGAUGUUUGUCGGGGACGACGAGGACGGAGACUUCUUGUCUCCCACAGGAGGGGCGAAGCUGGCUUCCCUGUUUGGACUAGACCAGGAAACCAGUCAAGGUAAUGAGUCAUUCCAGUACACAGCCCCCAAACAGCCCAGAAAGAGCUCCAACCAAGCGCCAUCCAAUCAGAAGCCAGCACCACCACCUGGAGCUCCUGCAGUGUUAUUUGCUACAGCAGUCCAAGCCUUCAGAUAUAUUAAUGGACAGUAUGUGAAGCAGGGAAAGCUGGGAGCAGCUGUGCUAGGCAAUCAUUCAACAAAAGAGUACAAGCUACUUCUGUACUUAAGCCAACAGAAACAAGUAACUGCUGCCAAGAUUCAUGUGGGCUUUGCUUUCACAGUACAGCAAAGCAAUUACUGCACUUUUUAUGAUGACCAGCGGCAGAACUGGUCCCUGAUGUUUGAAUCAGAGAAAUCAGCUUCCGACUUCUGCAAAGAGGUAUGUUUAGCGAAAGUGAACAGCGCUUCCUCUUUAGAUGUUGUGGUGCUCCAGGAUUUGAGUCUUGGUGAGGGCCAAUCAGUGGAGAAUGGAGACUCUGUGGAGGUGGUGUACACAGGCUGGCUCUUGGAGAACCACACUGUUGGGCAGAUGUUUGACUCCAACCAGAACAAAGACAAGUUGCUACGACUGAAGAUAGGAGCUGGGAAAGUGAUCAAAGGCUGGGAGGAAGGGAUGCUGGGGAUGAAGAAGGCAGGCCGUCGUCUCAUUGUCAUCCCGCCUGAUCUAGCUUACGGAUCUAAGGGAGUCCCUAACCGUGUCCCAGCUAACAGCACUCUCAUCUUUGAAGCCGAGCUUCGACGGGUGAAGUUCUACAAGGACAGUAGCUCUGAUCAGGCCAGUACCAGCUCCAGAGACUCUGCUCCUUCACCAGCCUUCAGUAUGGAAAAUCUGGUCCCAGAUCCCUCUGUACAGACACCCAUCUCAGGUUCAGGAAGACCAGGGGAGCCACCACUUCGUGCAAAGUCAAACUCUCUGAGUGAGCAGCUGGCAAAUCCAGAUGCCACUAAAGCCAAACUGAUUUCUCGUAUGGCAAAGAUGGGCCAGCCAAUGCUGCCUUUUCUGACAGGAGCAGCAAGCCAGCCUGAAUCCAGUGACUCUGAGCUUGAGGACACCAGUGGUAGCAGAGCAAAGGAUAACCCUGUAGUUCCAUCUCCAGUACUGACCACUACUGGUGCAGGUGCUGCACAUGUACAUCCUCAUCCUCAUUAUGCUCCAACCUCUGCCUUACUUCCUGUUAUGACCACUGUUACUGCACAGCCUGGACUGCCAACCAGCAGCCAUGCCUUCCAGACACCUGUGACUCCAUCUCCACUGCAUCCUCUGGGCCAGGUCUACCCUGCACCAGCUGCCCCAUACAUGAGCUCUGGGGAUGUGACUUCCUUCUUGAUGACCGAGGCCAGACAGCACAACACAGAGAUUCGCUUAGCUGUUGGAAAAGUAGCCGAUAAAGUGGAUCAGCUGGCUUCAAAGAUUGAUGAUCUUCAAAGGCAGGGUGGUCUUUCCACGGUUGUGUCUACUGUAUCAAUGGAAACCUCCAUGAUCCUGCACAAUAUCCAAAGAAUUGUUCAGGAAAACGAGUGUUUAAAAAAAGAAGUGUUUGAGAAAAGCUCUCGCAUUGAGGAGCAAAACCGUAAGAUUGGAGAUCUCAUCAACCAGAAUCAGAAGUACAUGGAGCAGAGUCAUGUGAUGCUGGAGCAGAGGAAUGACUCCCUCAAGUCAUCCAGUGAACAAAACCAGGCGAGAUUGCUGCAGGCUGAGCAGGACAAGCAUCCUCUGCCUCAGGACCUGGUCUCCGGCCAGGUUCGUCUAACGGAGGAUCUGGCUUCAGCGACGGCACGGGUGUCUAGGCUGCAGCUAGAAGCUUCAGCUCAGCAGCAGAAGGCCACUGAGCUGCAGAGUAAACUGAACUCAGCACUGCAGGACAGUGAGAGCCACUGCCAACGCAUUGCUGCCCUGGAGACACAGCUGGAAGAACUGAAGGAGGCAGCAGAGAGGGUUCAGACUCAGUACCGGUCAGAGAAGCAAAGGCGCAAAGAGACUGAGCUGAAAGUGAAUACCAUAGAAGAGGAGCUGCAGGACCUGAAGACUGACAAAGAGAGUCUAGAACGAGCACUUUCAGAAAGAAAGAAGAAACUGCAGGCAGAGUGUCAGCGCCGGGAUGAGGAGGUGGAGGAGCUGCGCAAGAACAGCCAGCAGGAGCUGGACAAACUUCGAGCUCAGCUUCGCAAGGCCAGGACCAGCAGUGACAACGCUGCAUCAGAACAGUUGUCUCAGCUGCAGGCAGAGCUUGAGCAGGAGUGGAAGGGGAAGUGUUCCCAGAUGUUGGCUUCAGCUAAAGAGCAGCACAGCAGAGAGCUGGCUGAGCUAACAGAGCAGAGAGAGGCUCUGCAGGACAAAUUAAACCAGCUGCAGGAAAAGUAUAUGGUUCUGAAGCAGUUGAGAGACUCGGAAGAACAGCGUCUGAUCCAGAACCACAAGAAUGAAGAGUUGCACACUCUUCAGGAAAAAUACAAAGCCUUGGAGCAGCAGGGAGCAGCUGUAAGGGAGAAGCUGCAAAGAAGAGUGGCUGAACUGGAGCGCAAACUUGAAGAGCAGGAGCAUUCAGGAGACACUGCAGCAGAGGUGAAACGUGUGAUGAACGGAGUGUUUCACUCCCUGCGAGGGGAGUUUGAUCUCACUGAAUCGUAUAGUGGCAAGGCUGUGCUGGGGGUCAUUGUCACUACCAUUAAGAAUGUAACUCUGCAGCUCCUUAGUGGCGAGGAGAGAUCUGCAACAAGACCAAUUAAAAAAGAGGAGGAAAUGGAGGAAGAGGAGGAAAAAAGUGAGAAUGUGAAACAAAAGGCAGAGAAACCUCAUCAGAAUGUGCAUGUGAAUGGAGAGAGGGAGGUCCGAAAGGACGAGAAGGAGGAAGAACAUGUGGCUGAUUUGGAUUCUCAUCAAGUCAGCGACACUUUGGUGGGUCAGGAAGAAGCAGCAGAGAAGGAGACGGAGACAGGAUCUGAGGCAAAGAGAACAAGCCAGCAAGAGCAUUCAGAAAGCACCAAUAUCCAUGCAGUUGCAACAACUGAAAUUGAAUCGCAAGACACAGUAGUAGUGGCAGCAAUAGCAGCACCACAGUGUGAGGUUUCACAGGAAGAAGGGCAGCAGGCUGCUCCUGAAAGCUCUGCAGAAGAAAAAGAUGUCAUCAAGUCUUUAAAUCUGGAUGAACGUUUACCACCUGAGGACGGACAAGAAACUGUGUCAGAAAGAAAUGCUGCAGUGACCAGUGAGGUAGAUGUGGAGAGCAUGGAGGAGAAUGGAGAGCAUGAAGAAGAAAUAAAUGCUGCUUCCCAGAAAGCCUUUGGACCCCCAUCCAACCCACCUCCACCACCGAGUGCACUUCAGAACAGCUCAGGAGAUGACACAAGUCUGACUGGGAGAAUUAGUGAGGAAAAUGGAGAAGAGCCAUUUUUCCAGAACACAACCUCUGCCAACCCCCCUCCAGCACCCAGUGAGGAGGAAGAAGAGGAGGAGAUGAGCCUGAAGGGCCGUCCACCACCUGCUCCUCUAUUUGGUGAUGAUGACGAUGAUGAUGAUCUGGACUGGUUGAACUGAAAUGAAACCAGAACACUAUGAGUCGCUGUCUUUUAAUUUUCAACGCUACAAACAGGUGUAAGAUGUACCAGCUGCCUUUAUAUGGUAGAGCUGUGAAGAUAAAAGAGAAGCCUCAGCUGAUGGACUGGACAGAGGAGUCAGACACCCUGGCUCUGCAGCUCUGUGUUGUACUGGUCACUGACCAGCAGCUGCAGACACCAUCCCAGAAAGCAAAGACCCUGAUUUAUCUUGAAAGCCUGUAAUUAGAGGCAUAUAAUGAAAUACUUUUCUUUACUUAUCUAGUAGCAGUUGUUGAUGCAGUUCAGUCUCAGAUUUUAAUAUGAUCAGUGUAGCACAUUAACUUGCAGGAAUAAAUGAUUUCAGACCGUAUUCUCACAAAGUUUUUAAUAAUUAGUGCACGGCUUUGAAUAUAGAACUUUUACAUAGUUUUGUUAACCUGAUAUUAAUUUCAGAAAAUAAAUGAUAAGAAAAAUGUGGCCUUUAAUGGCUCUCCUGGUGUGUUGUGUGUGCUAAGCAAGUUUUAGUGUAUUAUUUUCAGUCUCAGAUUGGAUAUUUCAGGAACGUAAUACUUAAGUGAAUAUCACCCUUUUAAUUACCCCAAAAGGUUAAUGAUCAGUUGCUAGUUAAAACACAUGGUAUGAUUAUCUCUUUGGUGGGAUGUCUGCCAAUGACCAGUAGGAGGACUUCUAGACCCAAGGAAAGCUAUAUUGUUGCCAUGUAACUGAAGCACCAACAAUGAGCGGACUGCAGAAUGGACCCUCAGUAUUUAUGGCAAUUCAUCUGAAGUCAGAUGAAUUCAGUUCAAACGUCAGAAAAGAAACCUGACAUCAGACUGAACAGUUAUGAAACAUACUCAAAAACCUGAGUAGAUACAUCUAAAAACAUGUAGUACUGAUUAGAAAUAGAAAAUGGUGUGGUCCACUACAGCUUCUGACCGCUAUCAAACAUUAAUUGUCGACCGGAAUUUUAAAAAAAAAGUUUCAAAGUAGUUACUUCCAGUGCGGUAUAAUUU